AUGAGCAAGCAUCUCAAGGACAGGCUCAUCCAGGAAAUCAGCCUCCUGAAGGAGCUCGACCACCCAAAUAUAGUAAAGUACGUUGAUCACUUCAUAAAGAAGAAGAAGGUUUACGUUGUGAUGGAGUAUUGUGAGGGUGGUGAUCUGGCCCACGCCAUCAAGCGCUGCAUCAAAAAAAGUCUUCUCCUCCCUGAGAAAUUCAUUCGUCAGGUUUUGAGACAGCUCACCUCAGCCCUGGAACACUGCCACAGACGCCCCGAUGGCAGUGUCAUUCUCCAUCAGGACAUUAAGCCAGCUAACGUUUUUGUCGACUCCGAUUUAAACGUGAAGCUGGGUGAUUUUGGACUAGCGGACAUCCUCUCCAGUAGGAACGAGUACUUGAAAAUACAGUCUGGGACGCCUCUCUACAUGUGUCCAGAAAAACUCAACAAGACCUUUUAUCAUGAAAAGUCUGAUAUCUGGGCACUGGGAUGUCUCCUUUAUGAGCUGUGUGCUUUAAAGCCUCUGUUUGCUGGUAAAGGAGGAAAACGUCUUAUCAAGAGAGUCAACCGCGGGAAGGUCAAAAGAAUUCCAUCCCAGUAUUCAGAUGAGCUGAACUCUCUGAUUGGAGACAUGCUGCAAGUAUUGGACUUUCUGAGGCCGUCCACUGAAGAGAUCCUCCACAGCAGCCUGCUCACUCAGCAGAAGAAGAGAGCUGGUGACUCUGCUCAUCAUCUCCCUGCACCUACAACAGCUGCAGACGUCAGUCCCAGGGAGCCACAAGACACUCCAAAAAAAGCACAGAAGCGGAGACUGGACGUUGAGCAGCAUCAGCCAAGAAAGAAGAAGCGAAAAAGAUCAUGUGACAUGGAUUGCUGCAUGGGAAGUGACCCAAACCACAAAGAGGAAGCUCUGGACAGUGCUGUGGCACACCAGCCCUACCAGCACCCCCAGCCAACCAUCAGCCAACCCUCCAAUGAGAGUGUCCCAAGCACUGAAAGCAUGAUCAUAAAAGCACAGCUCAGAUGGGUGGGUCAUGUGAUGUGCAUGGAUGACCAGUGGAGGCCCAAAAUGGUCCUUCUGCUGAUUUAUGCCAACUAUGUCAGUGAAAGUUGA
This is a messenger RNA of Thalassophryne amazonica, 1095 nucleotides long. RefSeq names its product serine/threonine-protein kinase Nek2-like. NCBI's taxonomy places the organism in Eukaryota, Metazoa, Chordata, Actinopteri, Batrachoidiformes, Batrachoididae. The coding region runs from base 1 to 1095 and encodes 364 amino acids. Gene Ontology annotation, biological process: protein phosphorylation. The record is from RefSeq and is a predicted model, not a curated record. Gene Ontology annotation, molecular function: ATP binding; protein kinase activity. The transcript has 8 exons.